GUCUGAGCCGCGGAAACAAGAUGACGAAGGGGACAUCGACGUUUGGAAAGCACUGCAGUAAGACGCAUGCGUUUAGCCGCCGCUGUGGCUUGAAGGCCUACCACCUUCAGAAGUCAACCUGUGGCAAAUGUGGCUAUCUUGCCAAGCGGAAGAGAAAGUAUAACUGGAGUGCCAAGGCUAAAGGAAGAAAUACCACUGGGACCGGUCAAAUGAGGCACCUAAAAAUUACACACCACAGAUUCCGACCUGGAUUCCAGGAAGACAAGAGGGCAGCUGUUGCAGCAUCCAGUUCAUCUGAAGGAUUUCAGUGAUUAGUCACACAAUAA
Molecule: messenger RNA, 326 nt
Organism: Neofelis nebulosa (Clouded leopard)
Lineage: Eukaryota; Metazoa; Chordata; Mammalia; Carnivora; Felidae
Product: large ribosomal subunit protein eL37-like
Biological process (GO): translation
Cellular component (GO): cytosolic large ribosomal subunit; ribosome
Molecular function (GO): structural constituent of ribosome; RNA binding
Source: RefSeq, a predicted model, not a curated record